AGUCCUUCGCGUUUCAUACCUUUUGAGUUUUUUUUAAUGACGUGAAACUCCUCUAAGAGGCAGAACCACUUGGUAACCCAUCCCUAUCGGGUAAAUCCCGAAUACAUAAGGUCACAUCAUUAAAGGUUUUGGCAGAAAACAGGAAGCUUAGAAAUUGCUAAUCCAUAUAUAUUAUAUGCUUAAGGCUCUAUCUUCCUCUUCUUCCAUUGCAGCUCUGUCAUGGGCCGAGUCACUUGCGUGGUACGCCAUGUGCGUGAUGAUGACAUACUUGACAAAUGUCUGGAAGCUUGACCUCACCCAGGCUGCUGCAAUUGUAAAUGUGUUUACAGGUGCAGCCAACAUAAUGCCUAUAGCCAUGUCCGUUCUUGCAGAUGCUUAUCUGGGUCACUAUUGCAUGGUCUUGCUCGCCAAUCUUGCUUACAGCUUUGGGUUGAGCUUCUUGGCUAUGUCAACACUAGCAGUCGUUUCUGAUGAUACAGGCAACUGUAGAGGAUACAAACCAGAUUGCAUUGGUGAUACCCAAAAGGCUCUCUUCUUCACAGCAUUAGUCCUCAUAGCUGUUGGGAAAUCAGGCAAUCUGACAUCUAUAAAGUCUUUCCGGGACCAACAACAAAUGGAAAUCAAAGAGGUAGAAAGAAAAAUGCCAUGGAAAUUGGCAGGCAUGUUGGCUGUGAUUCUUCUCCCAAUAUUUGGAGGUAUUGCACUUCCAUUUAUAAAACCUUGGUCUGUCCGAUUUGGAAUACCAGCAAUAUGUACUAUAGCGGCAACUCUUUUGUUCAUGAGUGGCUCCUCUUCAUACACACACCAUCAGCCGCAAGGAAGUCCUCUUACAACCGUUUCAAGAGUCUUUGUAGCCUCUGCUUCCAAGAUCUUUUGUCAUCUCCCACAGGAUGCAAAUCAGCUUUAUGAAAAACAUCAACCAAGUGAAGGUCUUCGCUUUGUGCCUCACACCCGGAGCCUCAGGUUCCUUGACAAGGCUGCUAUUAUAGUCCCAACCCAAACCGUAGAGCAUCAACAACAAAGUAGAUGGAAACUUUGUAGAGUAACAGAAGUAGAGGAAACAAAAAUCUUUAUACGUAUGAUACCAAUGUGGAUGACCUUCACUAUGUGGGGGGUCGUGAGUUCUAUAGGAGAGACUUAUUUUUUAGAGCAAGCAAACCAUAUGAAUCGCAAGGUUGGAAAAUUGAAGGUCCCUCUUACAAUGCUACCAAUCUUUUACAAAAUUGCAAAAUCAACGUUGGCCAAACUCUAUGUUAAAGUGGGUGAGAAAUUUACUGAAAAGGGAUCAGGAAAAUAUGUAGCCCCAGUUGGAAACAUAGCUGCAAUGCUAUUUUCUGUACUAUGUUGUAUCACAGCUGCAAAAAUGGAGACCAUGAGGUUAGAAGUGAUUAAAAACCAUAUGUUACUUGACAAACCUAAUCAAAAAAUCCCAAUGAGCAUGUUCUGGCUCCUUCCACAGUUUCUCUUUCUUGGUGCCUUAGAUGGAAUCUCUGGUAAAAGCAUUCCUGAUUUCUUCACCAGUCAAGUUCCUGCCUCAAUGAGGCCCUUAAUGGAAAUUUUUACCUGGCUUGCAUUUGGAGCAGGAACUAUGGGUAGCGUCCUCUCAGUUUAUGUGGUGGGGAAGAUCAGUGAAGAGAGAGGAAAACCAAGUUGGUUUCAGGACACACUGAAUAAAAGUCAUUUGAAUAACUACUAUUGGGUACUCACAAUAUGGAGUUCCAUAAAUCUUGUCUUGUACAUCUUGGUGGCAAUUCGGUACCCCUAUCAAGACCCACCACGAGGUAGAGUCGAUCUGAACCAAGUUGAUGAGUUACUUUAA
Molecule: messenger RNA, 1819 nt
Organism: Corylus avellana
Lineage: Eukaryota; Viridiplantae; Streptophyta; Magnoliopsida; Fagales; Betulaceae
Product: protein NRT1/ PTR FAMILY 5.5-like
Biological process (GO): transmembrane transport
Cellular component (GO): membrane
Molecular function (GO): transmembrane transporter activity
Source: RefSeq, a predicted model, not a curated record